CAUCAAGGCUCUUGCUCAGCGCUAUGCUCUCAAAUCAAGACUAGAGUCAAAUCGAGAGAGAAAGAGCUAGCUAGCUGUAGUGUAGACCAUGGUAGACCUACCUGCAGAGAGCUCGAGUCUCGCAAAUAAAUGUAUCGUAUCUCGCAACAGUUCUCGCAGCACAUCUAGCUAAGCGCAGGACUAGCGGUGGAGCUCAUGUGUUGUGAUCCGCCUGGUGCCGUCCGAUACUGUUUGUAGUUGGUUCUACAUAAUAGACUUGAAGUCAAUACUGCUGUGAAACAUGGCUAUGAUUUCAAGAGCUUCCACUCGCAAUCGGCAACGCGCCUCGUCGUCGAUGACGGCGGCUGGGCCAUUUGCCACUGCAUUGCCAGUUGGCACGAAGAAAGUACUGACGGACCCAAGAGGGGCCCAGCCGCCCAAGCACGCACCGAGCGACAAGAAUAUCGUGGAUGCGAAGGCGGGCAAGACCGUCACAGUGGCACGCACGGUGGGUGGUAAGCGGACUGGCGAGACGGCCGUCAUCAUGCCGGAAUCCGAGUGGGACAGAAUCACCGGCACGAUCGAUCGAUCCAGAGCGGUCGACGUCAUGGCGGAGACGACGAGACGCGAUCGUGAAGCGCUCCACCAGACGUCCAACGCUAUGGUGAAGACGUGGGAUAGUACACUGGAAGGGCAGCGCUUAAAACGACUAGAACGGUUGAAGUUGAAGGCAGACAGGGAGGAAGCCAAUCACAAGAGGCUAGAUUUGGAGGAAGCACAACUGCAAGCUGAAAAAAGGAAAGAGGCCAUCGCCAAGGCAAGGGAAGGACUAAUGCAGCAGACAGAUCGGGUAAAGAAGUUCAACGAGGCACUCGUUCUGUCAGAAGUACUGCGCGAAAGAGAAGCGCAGGUGGACUUCAAGAAACGGAAAGAGGUGAGGAAGCAAGGCAUGGAUGCCCAGUACCUGCGACGGAUAGAAGAAGACCGUGUCAAAGCGCUGCAUGAUGAGGCGGAGAAGCGCAAGAAACGCAUCGCUGCCAGCCAGCAAACCGUCGACUACCAGCUGAAACAAAUGCGGGACAGGCACGACAAGGAGCAGGAAGAUAGGCGGCAAAUGCUGCGUGAACAACUAGAGAGUGAAAAGCUAGCAGAGCAGUACUUUGCCGAGCAGAGAGCGUUCGAGGAGAAGCUGUCGGCAGAUAAGAAGGAGCAGCGGCGGAUCUAUGACCUCACACUUGGCGACAAGAAGGCGGCCAUUCACCAGAAGAAGCUCGAAGACGAACUGGAGACUGAAGAGGUGCAGAGGUUUGCCUCGGCUAAGCAGAAGAUGACCAAGCUGCGGAAGCGGCGAGAGCGCGAGAUCCUGCACACGGUGCGGGAGCGGCAGGACGCGAUGUGCCAGCGGCUGCACGGCGCGGCACUGCAGGAACGCGACGAUGAGGACAGGGAAAUUGCAGAAGCCCAGGCCGAGAAGGACCGGCAACGUGAUCAGGAAGCCAAGGAAAAGCAGGACAUGUACAUGCAGAGGCAGCAGGAGAUCGCUGAGCACCGUGAGCGCGUGAUGGAAGCUCAUGAAGAGCAAUUGAAACAAGAAGCCCAGCGCCAGGCAGAGCUCAUGCAGCAGGAAAAACUGAUCGAUCGAAAGUUCCACAUUCAACAGCUAAAAGAAGAGUCGCUUCGCAAAGAGAAGAACCGAGAAUUCCAACAGGCUCAAAUUGGACAAGUUCACGACCUCCUCGGAAAGCAGCAGGCGGAAAUUGACGAGCAACUGAAGCACGACGAGCGUGCUAUGGAGAAACUUGGUUAUGAGGAGAAUGACUUCAAGCGGUAUGCAACACGGACGAUUGGUGAAGCCAAGGAGCGUGGUGCGCCAACCUUCGUCUUGGAGCGCGCUGUGGGUGUGGCUCCUUGUGGUGGCCAUGGACCAGAGCUAACGGAACGCGGUGGGAUAAAGCCAAGCUUCUUGGCCAUGGACGCGUUUGGAACGGAGCUGAAAAAUUUCGGAGCCGCCCGAACCCUGCCCCAUCUUGGUCCAACUGCUCAGGCCAGCCCAAAGAGCAAGCCACCGUCCUUUCCCGGAAACACUAAGAAGAGAGCUGGGUUUAUGUGGUGAUGACGGGCAUUGCAUACCUACAAUGGCAUUGGGCCCGUGGCUGACUGUGCUGGUUUCUUCCGUGUGACUGUGCCCAUGCUAUGCUUAUCACUUGUAGGUGUAGACUCGGCACUGUCAGGUUUGAGUCAGCCACUCAGCCAGGGCUGUGUGCGCUCUCCUACAGCUGUAACAGAUCAGUGAUCGACACUGAGUACCCAUGGCUGGCACUGUGCCGAUCAGUCGCCGGCUGCUGGCCGUGUGGAUGGUGAGAACAAGUCGGUCGGGUGCCUGCUGUGAGCCGCGUGAUGACCUUGAGUAACACUGGCUGUGGAGCGAUUGCAGUUCACAUGUUUAUGACUCAGUCCUGCCACCCUUGCUGAACACCAACGGUCAAAGUCUGUGUAAUUGUACCUGUGAAUAGUGUUAUGCUUCAUAUAUGCUCGUGUUUGACCUUCAGGCGGGAUUGCAAGGAAUAUUCCGCAAGUGCCGCCUUUACUGCAGUAACCAUGUGCGUUUGUCCGCCCCCGCCCCCCCCCCCCCCCGGGCCCCCCACCCACCGCUAAUAAACCCUUUGGCUGUGGUGUCCUGGUCCGGGUCACGAUGUAUUUCCUGUGCCAGUCAGCAACUCCAGCCUCUUCAUGUACAUGCCAUUCCAUGUUUACUGUGUGCCUUGGCGAGCUGUGACACUGACCGCAUCUGUCAUCAGCUAGUCCAUGCCGGGUGGCCUGUACUUCAGCCACGGCGUACUCUACAUAUCUACUCUCUCAGGGCCCGAAUCCGCAAAGGUAGCUGGAGAGUGAAUAUCCUAUCACCACUAUGGCUGUACAUGUACCUGAUUGAGCUGAAUAACUCGUGACUAUUCUGUAGGGACCUUGAGCGCUAUCAUCAUCUGAUUGAGUCAUUGAUAAUGUCCUAGCUAUACUCUGAUAUUGCUGAUAUCGGUGCGGCCUGUAUAAUACAUGUAGCCAGAUGCCUAGAAACGAGGACCAAGGAACUACUACGUGUGUGUGUGACAAGUUGUGCUAUCGAAUGUCCACUAACACCACCAGUUGCUUUACAAUCAGCUCAUGCGAUACACAUUGCACGGCACUGACCAACUGAGCUGAUUGUAAAGUAACUGGUGGUGUUAGUGGAGCCGGAUUACUAGUAUAGCGCAACGUGUGCACUGUGUAGUUCCUUGGUCCUCAUUUCUUCUUGGAAAUCAAUCCUUGGCUCUCCACCCGAGUCUAAGGCUAACCACAAGAUAGAUUGACAUUAUCUUAUUUCUGUUCUUUUUUUCCAAUUAAAGUUGUGGACUUGUUACUGUCUCUUAUUUGUUCUGGUUUCCAGUGCAGCGAUGUGUGACUCAGCGAUGCAACCAAUGCUACGAGUUUUCGAAGCCAUUUUAAGAUACAUGUACAUGUACACGUGGAGGAAUGAAGCCUGAGAACGGUCUGAACUA
Sycon ciliatum is the source of this 3512-nucleotide messenger RNA. RefSeq names its product cilia- and flagella- associated protein 210-like. The record is from RefSeq and is a predicted model, not a curated record. Lineage: Eukaryota; Metazoa; Porifera; Calcarea; Leucosolenida; Sycettidae. The coding region runs from base 281 to 2092 and encodes 603 amino acids. The transcript has a single exon.